AUGUCCGCCUUUGCCGCCCCCGAAGACCCAGAUGCUCAAGACUACUCUUUCGCCGAAGACGACCCCGCAUGCACAACCCCUCCCAUUCCGCAAGAACAAAACAUAUCCGACGCGGAGAACCCCCAGGCCCACAACUGCUCCAACAACCCUCUUCUAGGAAACGACAAUCCCCUCGUUUCUGAUCUCGAACAAGAAGUCCUUGACGAAUACUCGCGACUCCUCCGAAACGUGAACCAGCUCUCUGAAAAGGUCGCCGAUCUCGCAGGCUCCCCAGCUUCCAUGACUCUCGAUGGAAUGAGGCUCCUAGAGCGCAAGACUGCGACCGUGUGUACACUGCUCAAAGCCAGUGUUUACAGUAUUGUUUUGCAGCAACAGAUUUGGAAUGAAGACCAGGAACAGCAGCAGCAGACUGAGAAUUAUGGGUUUCAGGAUACGGAGUUUCAGCAUGGUGGGGUUUAUGAGGGGGAUGGAGAUGUGACAUUCCAGUGA
Penicillium maclennaniae is the source of this 489-nucleotide messenger RNA. Its product is annotated as DASH complex subunit DAD3 family protein. The transcript is spliced from 2 exons. The record is from RefSeq and is a predicted model, not a curated record. The coding region runs from base 1 to 489 and encodes 162 amino acids. Gene Ontology annotation, cellular component: DASH complex; mitotic spindle. Gene Ontology annotation, biological process: attachment of spindle microtubules to kinetochore. Lineage: Eukaryota; Fungi; Ascomycota; Eurotiomycetes; Eurotiales; Aspergillaceae.